AUGCCUCAGCUGCGCGUCCUCGUCGUCGGCGCCUCCAUCGCCGGCACGUCCGCCGCGUACUGGUUCCGCCGCGCCGGCGCCCUCGUCACCGUCCUCGAGUGCUCCCCCGUCUUCCGCCUCGCCGGCCAGGCCGUCGACCUCCGCACCGUCGGCGUCGCCGUCAUGCGACGCAUCCCCAACAUGGAGCCCGCCGUGCGCGCCGCCACCACCACCCUCUCCGGCAUCCGGUUCCUCGACGCCCACGGCCGCGCCCGGGGCGAGCUGCGCUCCACCGGCGACCCGGACCGGCAGGCGCUCGUCUCCGAGUACGAAAUCUUCCGCGGCAAGCUCGCCAGUAUUUUGUAUAGCUACACGGAGCACGACGAGGGCGUGCGGUACGUGUUUGGCGAGCGGCCGGCUGCCAUCACGCCGACGGGGGAAGGCCCGGUGGUGGUGGAGUUUGCGAGUGGGCGGCCAGCUGAGGAGUUUGACCUGGUGGUCGCGUGCGACGGCGCGGCGUCGCGGACCCGAGGCUUAGCGUUCCGGUGCGAACCGCACGAGCACGUCGUCGGUACCAACCACUGGGCCGCGUACUUUGACAUCCCCGAGGACUUGCUCGGCGGCAGUGACGUCGGGCUGUGCUACAACGCGCCCGGCGGACGCAUGGUCUGCCUGGGCCCGGACCCGGACGCCGGCGGCAGCUGCAAGGCUACGCUCCUCAGCAUCUCCUCGUCUAGCGCUACGGACCUCACCGCGCCCUUCCGCGCAGCUCAAGAGGAAGGCGACGCCGCGCUACGCGCCUUCGUCGCGGAGCGCUUCCGCGGGGCUGGCUGGCGCACCGACGAGAUUCUCGCGCACCUGGCCUCUUCACCCACCUUCUACGCGAGCGAGAUGGUGCGCGUCGCUGCGCCUUCGUUCUCCGCCCUCGGAUCUCGCGUCGCGCUCGUCGGGGACGCCGGAUACGCGGCGCCGAGCGGCGCGGGCACCUCGCUGGCCAUGGCGGGCGCGUACGUGCUGGCCGGGGAGGUGGCCGCGCGGCCGGGAGAUUUGCGGGCGGCGCUGACGGCGUACGAGGAGGUCAUGCGGUCGCUGGUCGGGGAGGUGCAGCGGGUAUCGCCGCUGUUCUGGAGCGUGAUGGCGCCGCAGACGGCGUGGGGCGUGGCGCUGCGCAACGGCGUGUUGCAGGCGGUUUGCUGGACGGGCGUUCUGGACGCGGUGCAGAGGUUGUUUGGGGGUGCGUUUUCGAGCGCGGAGAGGCAUGUGCUGCCAGAAUAUGAGUGGGUGGAUUAG
Cordyceps fumosorosea ARSEF 2679 is the source of this 1269-nucleotide messenger RNA. RefSeq names its product Aromatic-ring hydroxylase-like protein. The coding region runs from base 1 to 1269 and encodes 422 amino acids. The transcript has a single exon. Gene Ontology annotation, molecular function: FAD binding. NCBI's taxonomy places the organism in Eukaryota, Fungi, Ascomycota, Sordariomycetes, Hypocreales, Cordycipitaceae. The record is from RefSeq and is a predicted model, not a curated record.